Messenger RNA from Agrilus planipennis (emerald ash borer), 971 nucleotides. RefSeq names its product malate dehydrogenase, mitochondrial-like. The coding region runs from base 94 to 783 and encodes 229 amino acids. Gene Ontology annotation, molecular function: L-malate dehydrogenase (NAD+) activity. The record is from RefSeq and is a predicted model, not a curated record. Gene Ontology annotation, biological process: malate metabolic process; tricarboxylic acid cycle. Gene Ontology annotation, cellular component: mitochondrion; cytoplasm. NCBI's taxonomy places the organism in Eukaryota, Metazoa, Arthropoda, Insecta, Coleoptera, Buprestidae. The transcript has 4 exons.
AUUUGUAGAUAUAAUGGAGCAGAAGCUUUAAAAGAAGCUUUUAGUUGUGCUGAAGUAAUUAUAAUACCCGCAGGUGUACCAAGAAAACCUGGUAUGACACGUGACGAUCUCUUUAAUACGAAUGCAUCUAUUGUGAGGGACUUAGCUGUAGCUGCUGCUGAAGUUGCCCCAAAAGCCUUAAUUGGUAUUAUUUCAAAUCCAGUUAAUUCUACAGUGCCCAUAGCAUCUGAAGUGUUCAUUAAAGCUGGAAAUUACGAUCCAAAGAGAAUUUUUGGAGUGACAACAUUGGAUGUUGUACGAGCAAACACGUUCAUUGCAGAAGCUAAAAACCUUGACCCAAUUAAGACGAACGUGCCCGUUAUUGGGGGUCACGCAGGAAUCACCAUCAUCCCCUUGAUUUCGCAGGCAACUCCGAAAGUGUCGUUCCCUGCAGAUCAGCUCAAGGCACUCACAGAAAGGAUACAGGAAGCUGGAACAGAAGUAGUGAAAGCCAAAGCUGGAACAGGGUCUGCGACCCUUUCAAUGGCCUUCGCUGGCGCUAGGUUUGCAAUCUCCCUUAUUCGUGGUCUAAGAGGCGAAUCGAACGUAAUUGAAUGCGCUUACGUAAGGUCGGAUGUAACAGAAGCGAAAUACUUCUCCACCCCCAUCUUAUUAGGCCCCAAUGGUGUCGAAAAGAACCUAGGACUUGGCCCAUUAAGCGAUUUUGAAAAAGAACUUGUUAAAGCUGCAGUUCCCGAACUUAAGAAGAACAUAGAAAAAGGAGAAAAAUUCGUCAAGGGUUAAAUAUAUCCUCUUUAUUAAAACGAAAAUGUAUUUAAAAAUAUAUCGUAUACAUGUAAAUUUUACUUACACAUCUUUUUUUAUGUUUUAAUGUACGAAUAUACUUGUUGAAUGUUUAGUUCAGUAUCGGAAACUAAAUUGUAAAAAAUAUCUGUAAAAUACAUCGAUGAAAAUAAAUAAUUGUAUCAGUA